AUGGCGGAAGGCGUUGAUGAAAAAGCGCUGGCACCAGUGUCGAGCGUCGAUAUGGCGAAAGGGGAGAUGACCAGCAUCGAUCGCGAUGCGAUGAAGCUGGCUGAGAUGGGUUACACGCAGGAUAUGCAGCGGAACUUUAGCGUUUGGUCUGUCCUUGGUGUUGGUUUCUCACUGACCAACUCUUGGUUUGGGAUAUCCGCCGCCCUCGUAACCGGUAUCAACUCCGGCGGCCCCAUUCUCAUCAUCUACGGCAUCAUCCUCAUCGCGCUCGUCUCCACCUGCGUCGGCAUCUCCCUAAGCGAACUCGCGUCAGCACUGCCCAAUGCAGGCGGCCAGUACUUUUGGGCGAACGAAUUGGCUCCCAAGAGAUAUGCGAACUUUGCGAGUUAUUUAACGGGAUGGUUUGCGUGGUGGGGAAGCAUUUUUACGAGUGCGAGUGUCGCCCUGGCGAUGGGGAGUGCGAUGGUGGGGUGCUAUCAGUUGAGUCACCCGGAUUUCGUCAUCAAAUCCUGGCACGUCUUUGUCGCCUACCAAAUGGCCAACAUCUUCUGCUUCUUCUUCAACUGCUAUGGCAAAACGCUUCCCACCGUCGCCAAAGUAACCCUAUGGACCUCCCUCAUCUCCUUCGCCGUAAUUCUCAUCACCGUCCCGGCUGUAGCACCAACUCAUCAACACGCCAAAUUUGUCUUUGCAACGUUUAUCAACAAUACCGGCUGGGAACAAGGCGGCAUAGCCUUCAUCGUCGGCCUCGUCAACACAAACUGGUCCUUCGCCUGCCUCGACUGCGCAACCCACUUGGCAGAAGAAGUCCACCGGCCCGAGCGCAUGAUCCCCAUCGCCAUCAUGGGCACCGUCGCCAUCGGCUUCGUCACCUCCUGGUUCUGGAGCAUGGCCAUGUUCUUCAGCAUCGUGGGCGACUUCCAGGACAUCGUCGGCAGCGCGACGCUGGUGCCCAUCCUAGAGCUAUUCUACAAGGCGCUGAACAAUAAGGGCGGGGCCAUCUUUCUAGAGGCCCUGAUUAUUGCGACGGGGCUGGGCUGCUUGGUCGCGAGUCACACGUGGCAGAGCCGACUGUGCUGGAGCUUCGCCCGCGACCGCGGUCUCCCGGGCCACCAGUGGCUCAGCAAGGUCCAUCCGACGCUCGACGUACCCGUCAUCGCGCACUUCGCUAGCUGCGUCAUCGUCGCGAUCGUCGGCUGCUUAUACCUCGCCUCCCUCACAGCGUUCAACUCCAUGAUAACAGCCUGCAUCGUCCUCCUCUACAUCAGCUACUCCAUCCCCGUCAUCUGCCUACUCCUCAAAGGCCGUAGCAAUCUCAAACCAGGCCCCUUCUUCCUCGGCCCCGUCGGCCUGGUCGCAAACUGCGUGCUGCUCGCCUGGACCCUCUUCACGCUCGUCAUGUACAGCUUCCCCUACGCGAAACCGGUGAAAGCGGGCAAUAUGAACUAUGUGAGCGCUGUGUAUGCCGUCGUUACGAGUAUUAUGGCGGUGGAUUGGCUGGUGCGCGGAAGGAAGAGUUUCAGGGGCGUGGGCGAGCGCAAGAGCGAUGUUGUGCAUGCGGUGGAGGGCGUGAGGUCGGGGAGUGUGGGGGCCCAGGGGGGCGUGGUGUAUGCGUAG
Messenger RNA from Trematosphaeria pertusa, 1617 nucleotides. RefSeq names its product choline transport protein-like protein. Gene Ontology annotation, molecular function: transmembrane transporter activity. Gene Ontology annotation, cellular component: membrane. Lineage: Eukaryota; Fungi; Ascomycota; Dothideomycetes; Pleosporales; Trematosphaeriaceae. The record is from RefSeq and is a predicted model, not a curated record. Gene Ontology annotation, biological process: transmembrane transport. The transcript has 5 exons. The coding region runs from base 1 to 1617 and encodes 538 amino acids.